AUGCUCAGUGUCACCACCGAGGGAAACGUGACUCAAACGCCAGUGACAGCGCAGUGCAGGCCCGUCUGCCCCAGGCUGUUCUUAGAGAAAGUGCAGGGUGUCCCCGAGAGACCCCCUGGCCCCCAAGCCUCCAGGCACAGCUCCGUGGUGCUCCGGGCCAUUUCCACUAACAGGCGGCAGUGGGAACAGACCAUGGCUUCUUGCCCGGAGCUGGAGGACGCCCCACGGGCCUGCUUGGAGGGGGCCGCCAGCCCCCCGUGCACAGGGCCCGCAGGGGCCGAGGACACCCGCAGACAGGAACCCGGCGCCCCCGGAGCCGAGACGGAACUUGCACUGGCCUGUUCCACUGUGGCUCUGGUGGAGGAGCCCGCGGAGGAGGGAGACCCCUGGGACCUGCCUGCCCUUCAGGACAAGGGCAUCAAGUGGGCAGACAGGGACACCAGAGGGAAGUUUCUCUGCGUCUUCCAAGGGAUCGGGAAAUUCAUCUUGCUUCUGGGACUUCUCUACUUGUUCGUGUGUUCCCUGGAUGUGCUCAGCAGCGCUUUCAAGCUGGUUGGAGCAAAACUUGCUAAACAUUUCUUCAGCAACAACUCUAUUAUGUCCACGCCUGUGGGGGGUCUGGUGGUUGGGAUGUUGGUGACGGUCCUGAUGCAGAGCUCCAACGUGGCCUCAUCUGUCAUUGUCAGCAUGGUGGCUUCCUCACUGCUGACCGUGAGGACCGCCAUCCCCAUUAUCAUGGGGGCCAACAUCGGGACCUCCAUCACCAACACCAUCGUGGCGCUCAUGCAGGCGGGAGACCGCAGUGAAUUCCGGAGGGCUUUUGCAGGUGCCACCAUUGAUGACUUCUUCAACUUCCUCACUGUGUUCCUGCUCCUGCCCCUGGAGACUACCACCCAUUUUCUGGAGACCCUGUCUAACCUCGUUGUCCAGACCUUCCACUUCAUGCAUGGAGAGGAUGCCCCCACGCUUUUGAAAGUUGUCACUGAUCCCUUCACGAAGCUCAUUAUCCAGUUGGAUAAAAAUGUUAUGAGCCACAUUGCAAUGAAUGAUGAAUCUGCUGAAAACAAGAGUCUGGUCAAGAUUUGGUGUGAGACCUCUACCAAUACGACUCAGGUGAAUGUCACCGUCCCCGCACCUGAGAACUGCACCGCCCCUUCCCUCUGCUGGACGGACGGUGUCUCCACCUGGACCAUCAAGAACGUGACCUACAAGGAGAAUAUCGCCAAGUGCCAGCACAUCUUUGUGAAUUUCAACCUCCCAGACUAUGCUGUUGGCAUCAUCCUGCUGAUCGUGUCCCUGCUGGUCCUCUGUGGCUGCCUGAUCAUGAUCGUCAAAAUCCUGGGUUCUGCGCUCAGGGGGCAGUUAGCUGCUGUGAUUAAGAAGGUCCUCAACACUGAUUUCCCCUUCCCCUUCGCCUGGGUGACCGGCUACCUGGCCAUCCUUGUGGGAGCCGGCAUGACCUUCAUCGUGCAGAGCAGCUCCGUGUUCACAUCGGCCAUCACCCCGCUGAUUGGUGUUGGUGUGAUCUCCAUCGAGAGGGCGUACCCACUCACCCUGGGCUCCAUCAUUGGCUCCACCACCACCUCCCUCCUGGCCGCCCUAGCCAGCCCAGGCAGUACUCUGAGGAGCUCACUCCAGAUUGCCCUGUGCCACUUCUUCAUCAUCAUGUCCGGCAUCUUGCUGUGGUACCCCAUCCCGUUCACCCGCCUGCCCCUCCGCCUGGCCAAGGUGCUGGGCACCAUCUCAGCCAAGUACUGUUGGUUUGCCGUCUUCUACCUGAUCGUCUUCUUCUUCCUGAUCCCCCUGGCAGUGUUCGGCCUCCUGAUGUUUGACUGGCCAGUGCAACUGGGCUUGGGGUUGCCAGCCAUCCUCGUCCUGCUUUCUGUGGUGAUUAUCAAUCUCCUGCAGUCCUGCUGCCCCAGUGUGCUGCCCGAGAAGCUGCGGAACUGGGACUUCCUGCCCCUGCGGAUGCGCUCGCUUGAGCCGUGGGACGGCCUGGUCUCCUCGGCCACCAGGUGCUGCCAGAGGCGAUGCUGCUGCUGCUGCCCCAAAUGCAGCAAGUGCUGUGAGGACCUGGAGGAGGCGUGGACACCGCAGUGCACAGCCCUGUAG
Molecule: messenger RNA, 2112 nt
Organism: Condylura cristata (star-nosed mole)
Lineage: Eukaryota; Metazoa; Chordata; Mammalia; Eulipotyphla; Talpidae
Product: sodium-dependent phosphate transport protein 2B-like
Exons: 13
Coding region: 1-2112 (703 amino acids)
Biological process (GO): intracellular phosphate ion homeostasis; sodium-dependent phosphate transport
Cellular component (GO): vesicle; apical plasma membrane; brush border
Molecular function (GO): sodium:phosphate symporter activity
Source: RefSeq, a predicted model, not a curated record